GCGGCGCGUGCGCUCCAACUCACAAACAAACCAUUCUUGCAGUAGUGAUGUGUCGGUAACAUGUCUAGUGAGGGCUCAGUGACGUCCAGUGGAUCCCGGAUCCGACAAUUCGGGUUGUACAGGACUAUCGAUGCUAGGACCGAGGAGUUCCUAAGGUCGUCCAGGAAAAGGCAGAUAAGGCAAGGAUGCGCCUGCGCUGCUAUUUCUACCGCGAUCACAGUUACCGUUGUCGUUACCGUGAUACUGGUCUACGAAUACAGCAUCAAUUCACAAGCAAAUGUAAAUAAAAAAGUUACAACAAAACCCAACUGGAUUGGUCUAAUCAAUGAUAGCGAUAUUACAUCGAUAAACUCUAAGUUUAAUAAAAAAAUUAACUUUGAUAGAACAACACUAAAAUUAUUGCCUAUAUUAUUGAAUGCGUUAAACAAAAAUCGAUAUUUAGAAAAAAUCUUAGAAGACUACUCGAGUUCCAGCCCACCUUUUGCGGGAAAAGACUCUACUGAAACAUUUACAAGAAAUGUAUUUGCUGAUUCCAAAAAUUGGUUAAAAUUACCAACAACAAGACACUACACAGUUGAUUACAAAACUUCGCCCUUAAUUUUCUGGAAAAAUCCAACACAACGUCAAGAUUACCUUACUAAAAUAAGAAAGAUAAGAGAUUACAAAAGAAUGUUAAACUAUUUUGACAAAAUGGUCAAUGAUAAAAAUGGCAGCAAUCAGAAAAAAGACUUUGAAUUCACUGAAAAGCCAUUCAUUGCAGAGACAGUUCCCAUGAAAAAAGCCAAGCCCAGAAAAGUGCCACAAUACCAACCUCCCGUUCACUCCAAUGAUGAAAGAAAUGAAUAUAAAUCAGGAGAAAAGGGCGCCCAAUCUAGUUGCAAAUGUCCGAAGAGAUUAGGUAGCUUAUUAACCAAAUUAAUAGCUGGGAUACAAGAUAUAAUUCCUCAUAUUAUUAAUAAUCAAAUGAAUCCCCAUACAUGUAAUAAGACAAAAUCAGUUACGGUUCCAAUUCCACACAAAACUCUUCAUGAAAAUGAAAGAAAACUAAGAACUGAAACACUACUAUCAAAUGAAGUAUACACAGCGCUUCCAUUAAAACCAUAUUUUGAUAUUGUACAUAAACCUAGAAGAAAAUUUCAUCAAUCAGACAAAUUUAAAGCAACCACGAGUAAAAGUACUUCUCCUAGUACCACAUCUGCCACACCAUCAACUACCAGCACUACUUCUAGUGCGACAUCAACUACUAGUACGACUCCUAGAACGACUACAACGAGUACGACUACAACUACUUCAACUACACCUCCUAGGACAACUUCAAGAACGACUACCACAACUACUACUAUGACUACUUCUUUUACCACACCUACAAUGUUCACCUCUACUAUUGAUCCCAGUACAACAACUAUUGAUGAUCAAUCACUAUCUGUUGAAAUUAAAGAUAGUAAAAUACCUUUGGAACAUAAUACACUACGAAUGCCAAAAAAAAUGAAUAUGUUACUAUCUCCCUUAGAAACAAACGAUAAAAAUAUCUAUGACUACGAUUUCAUAUUUAAACCAACUGACUUUAAUAUAGAAACUACAAAAAAAUCAGACAUGAAAACUCCAACAACAGAAAUGUUUGUUCCAAUCAAAUUUAUUGAUUCUUCUCAUGAAAGUUCUACCACUGAAAAAUGGGUAGAGACGGUAAGCUCACAUCGUCCACGAAUGCAUGUACCUUUAUUCAAAGAAGAAGAAUACGAUGAUUACUUCAUCACAACACCCAGCAGAACUAUGGGUGAACUAGAAAACCUCGAACUUCCUAAUAUGAAAUUAAUAAAAAAUAAAAUGACAAGUCUUAACAGCCCCCCACCGACUGGAAUUCGUAAAAUGAUUGUUAAAUACAAAACUACCAGUUUUCGUCCGGUGAAUAAGCCAGAAGACUUAGAUUUGGCUUCGAUGCGAAAAAUGGCCGAUUUGAUAUAUUCGCCUCAAGAAAAAACUACAAAAGACACAAAAUAUACAACAGAAACUAAAGCUCCUGUUCCAUUCUACGGAAAAUACAGUGAUCCAACGUUACUUAUUGACUUUAAAUCAACCAAUUCUGUAGAUAACAAUAAAAACACUAGAAUCCCUCAUUCAACUACUUCAAAAGAUACAAAACGAGUGUCAAAGCCAAUGUCUGAAAUGAAAAUGGAUAAUGACGACGCAAAACUUAACGCUGAUCUACAUAUGAGCGAAAAUGUAUUAGACGAUGAAUUUCAAGACGAAGAUGGUUAUAGACAAAUAGAUAUCACAACUAAAAUUCCCGAUAAGUAUUUAAUAAGCCCACCUAUUCCAGAAGAUUGUAACAAAACUAUUGAUGCGCAUAGAGAUGAGAUAAAAACACCAGAUAAGUGGGAACGGACAAAAAAUGAAGAAAAACUCAUCCACAAACCAUCUAAAUCAAUGUUGCCUUCGAUGCGGCCAAUAUACUUACACAUUCAAAGAAAUAACGAAUGGCGACAAGAUGCCGAUUACGAUAUUAAUUUUAACAACAAUAUAUUUGAUUUACCAAAUAAUAUUAAUUAGUUUAAUCUAAACCAAACAAUACUUAAAUUUAUUAAGUAGUUCUCUUUAAAGUUUUUAAGGAAUUAUUAUCGUAAUUGGAUCAUUUGUUUCAUUCAUAUAUAUACCUGGAUUGGAGUUUGAGUUUAAUGAAAAUAAAAUUAAUGUCAAUGUUUUCUUAUCGAAUACCCACGAGUUUCACUGUAUAUACCGAAUAAAACUGUAUGAAGAUCAGGGUCAAGAUGCAGGUUUUAUGUGCUGGUAAUUCUUCUGAUCUACGAAUACGCGAUAGCUGUAGAAUGGAGUUUAGUACAAAAUAAACAAAUCACUAAUAGAUCCAACGCCACCUGGAGGGACCAGCCUUUUGCCGAUAGACUUGACCGCAGUUACUUUGGACUCGAUCAAGAUUAUUAUGAACGUAUGCCUUUGCUAAUUAAUGCUUUGCAAGAAAGCAGUUACUUUGACCCAACCAUUGAAACAACAGGGUCUUUCGCCAAGAGACGAUACAACAUGACAAUAAUAAAACCGACAACAACGAAACCGACUUUUAAGCCCAGUCCAGUAAGAAGGACAAGUCCUCGACCCUUUUUCUUUGAAUACAGAAGUCCCACUCCACUACCCUUUAGUAAAACUUAUGGCUCAAGAAGUUGGAUAGAACGAUAUCGAAACGAAGAAAGAUUAAAAAAUAUUCGCCAGAUAAUAAAAUAUUUGGAAACCACAAUUAACGCUAAGUCUGGAGACUUACAUUCUAAGCCCUCAAGCACGCACAUUGCUUUUACUGGUGUUUAUAUUGAACCAAUGCUAGAUCAUAAAGGCGUUGAUAUAGAUCCUAAGUCAGACUUGCAACAAGAAAGCUCAGAAAACAUAAAUCAGUUUAAAUCGAACCAUCUAGCAGAUCCGCUCUUCAAUUUCAAACCAGAAAGUCCUGGAGAAGUCAAUCUGUUAGCUGACGACUUUUUACGAUUUGCACCUAUUCCUACACCGAGUCUAGAUACUGUGCACAAUCAUCCAAUGUUCCGACAGAUUCCAUUUAACAAAAGGAAUUGUCUGGGUAACAAAUGUGAACAAAAUUUUCCAAGUUCUAUUGAAAUAAAACCAACUGAAGCUCCACCACUGAGUACUACCAAAUCAUUUAGUGUUAUGCUCAAUUUGUUUCCCAUGAAAAAGGAACCCACGACCACUUUAAAAUCUUUAGAUAAUAUUUACCUUACAACUUCACGACCUUUGAUACAAUUUAAAAGAAAGUCCAAUGUCGCUUUUCGGCGAAUAUUUACUCCGUAUAAGAGACCAAAAUAUUUAAGCAACAUUAUAAAUAAACAAAAUAAAGUUAUAAAGCCUAAGGAGAAUCAAAAUAAAGAAACACCAACUGCGGAAGGUACACAAAUGAUUGUACACGUUAAAGUGUAUAGUCCUAACGAAAAAACCGAAUUGAAAAACGAAACAACUAAAGUGCAUUCUACGAUACCGUCAACACAAACGAAUCCUUACACUACAAAGGCUCCUAUCGAAUUAUCGACAUCACAAAUAGAAGAUCAUCACAUAGGUAGCUCGGGUUACAUACCAGUUGAAGCUAGUACAGAACCAACUCUUCCAAAAGUGACAACCAUAUUACCAUUCUUUGAAUCGACAACUGAGCAUUGGCCAGCUCCCACUGAAGUAUUUCAAUUCAAUGCCGAAGACGCAAAAGUGCCUAAUCAGUAUCUAGAAUUAGAAAGAAGAAGUAAUAACCGUCAAAGUAUACAGAUUAGUAGACGGAAUUCUGGCGAAGAAAUCAAUGAUCAUGAAGAGUUGAGUACACUUAUUGUUAAACUUAAAAAUGAAUACGUAAGAACUACCACAGAAACUUCUUUGCUUAAAAGUACAGAGAAAGUAGAGGAAACCACAACAGAGUGGACGUAUGUACCCCAAAUAAAUGGUCAUUACAGACACAUUAAUCAAAAUUCAAAGAAUGGUGAUACUGAGUUGAAUGCGAAUCCAGAGAAUAAUAGAAAAAAGCGUUUAGAGCAAUCAGUAUCGGGUUAUCGUACUUAUGUCCCCAUGUAUGUAGAAAUUAAAAGAAAUCGUAGCCAAACUCCGACCAGCGAUUCUGAGGAAAUUGUUGAUAACAAAGACAGUAAAUAAUGAUUUGUUUCAUUGUGAUUUUAAUGUAAAAUGUUCUAUGUAGUGUAACGAUAAUUAGUUCUAAUUGUAAAUUAUAAAAAUACUUAUUUAUUUUCUGUGUCCCACCGACUUUACUUAUUGCCCAUUAUUAUGUGUCUUGUGCUCAUUUCAAUUUUGUGG
Molecule: messenger RNA, 4803 nt
Organism: Spodoptera littoralis (African cotton leafworm)
Lineage: Eukaryota; Metazoa; Arthropoda; Insecta; Lepidoptera; Noctuidae
Source: the annotation of a GenBank genome assembly